Trichophyton benhamiae CBS 112371 is the source of this 1356-nucleotide messenger RNA. RefSeq lists its product as uncharacterized. Gene Ontology annotation, molecular function: protein binding; aspartic-type endopeptidase activity. Gene Ontology annotation, biological process: proteolysis. Bases 1 to 1356 code for a protein of 451 amino acids. NCBI's taxonomy places the organism in Eukaryota, Fungi, Ascomycota, Eurotiomycetes, Onygenales, Arthrodermataceae. The transcript has 2 exons. The record is from RefSeq and is a predicted model, not a curated record.
AUGACGCUGGCGGACCUCAAGGCCGUCAUACAGAGUGAAAUCCAGAUCCCCCCUCAGUCGCAGCAUCUCUUCCACAACAACCGGCCGUUGACAGACGACUCGAAGCCGUUGGGACAGCUGGGCAUAAGCGAAGGUGACAUGCUGGGUAUGCAUAUACGAGUACCAACUCCGGCCUCCGGACCCGGCCAGGGUAACCCCUCGGGUGUUGGAGCUGGAGCUACAUCACAGCAAGGGGACUCUUCACGCGGGGGGCAGCCGACGAUACCGGACCCAGAGACGAUAAGGCUGCACAUGUUGGGUGAUCCACGGGUCCUGGCAGCAGUCAGACAGCAGAACCCGCAGCUGGCGUCUGCCGUGGAUGACCCGCGGCGGUUUCGAGAGAUAAUGAUGUCUCAUCGGCGCGCUGAGGCGCGGGUCGAGGCUGCAAAGGAGGCCAGAAUAGCCAUGCUGAACGCAGACCCGUUCAACCUCGAUGCACAGCGGGAGAUUGAGGAGAUUAUUCGUCAGAAUGCUGUUACCGAGAACCUACAUACGGCCAUGGAGCAUACUCCUGAAGCAUUUGGACGAGUAACUAUGCUGUACAUCCCUGUGGAGGUGAACGGCCAUAAAGUGAAGGCAUUCGUUGACUCCGGUGCCCAGGUCACUAUCAUGUCACCUGCCUGCGCCUCGGCCUGCAAUAUCAUGCGAUUAAUCGACCGACGAUAUGGCGGUAUUGCAAAGGGUGUAGGUACCGCCGACAUUCUGGGGCGUGUCCACUGCGCCGAGAUCAAAAUCGGGGACAUGUUUCUCCCUUGUUCCUUCACGGUGAUGGAUGGGAAGCAUAUUGAUCUCCUUCUUGGCCUAGACAUGCUUAAACGCCACCAGGCUUGUAUAGACCUGAAAGAAGGCGUGCUUAAGAUCCGGGAUGAAACGGUGCCGUUCCUCCAUGAAGCCGAUAUACCCAAGCACCAAGACGAGUUUGAAGACGAGCCAAUGGUCAGGGGCUCGGACGGAGCUAUUAUCGGAGGCAGGACUGGUGCCGUACAACAUCCGGCUGCGGCUGGCGGGACGGCAGCCUUUCCGAGACCUGCACUACCAACUUCUUUACAUCGUCCACCGCCUACUGGCCCGUCUCCUGGCCUUUCUCCUGCUCCUCGUCCUGGUCCUGGUCCUGGUCCUGGUCCUGCUCCUACUGCUACUCCUGCUGCUGCCACUCCUGCUGCGGCUACUGCUAAUGCUCCCCAGCAGCGAGCCUCGCGCUGGCCAGCUGACUCGAUUGCCAAAAUAACUGAUCUAGGAUUCACGCGGGACGAAGCGAUACAGGCCCUCGACGCAGCGAACGGCAAUCUUGAUGGUGCAAUUGGAUAUCUCAUCUAA